UGUCCUCAAAGUCCGCCGGCUAUGGCCGCCCCCGCCCCGGUCACGCGGCAGGUCCUCGGCGGCGCAGCCCUGGCGCCGGUCCCGACCGGCCCCGAGCGCGGGCAGCCUCUGGCGGCCGCCGUGGCGGAGCUGCCAGUGCUGGAUGCGCGCGGGAGGCGGGUGCCGUUCGGCUCCCUGUUCCGGGACCGGCGGGCCGUGGUGGUCUUCGUGCGGCAUUUCCUGUGCUACGUCUGCAAGGAGUACGUCGAGGACCUGGCCAAAGUCCCCCGGAGUUUCUUACGGGAAGCAGAUGUCACCCUUAUAGUGAUUGGACAGUCAUCCUACCAUCAUAUUGAGCCUUUCUGCAAACUGACUGGGUAUUCUCAUGAAAUCUAUGUUGAUCCUGAGAGAGAGAUUUAUAAAAGACUGGGGAUGAAAAGAGGUGAAGAAAUUGCCUCCUCAGGACGGAGCCCCCACAUAAAGUCCAGCCUCCUCUCGGGAAGCCUCCAGAGCCUGUGGCGGGCAGUGACCGGGCCUCUGUUUGAUUUUCAAGGCGACCCAGCUCAGCAAGGCGGGACCCUCAUUUUAGGUCCAGGUAACAACAUCCAUUUCAUGCACCUGGAUAGAAACAGGCUGGACCACAAGCCCAUAAACUCUGUCCUGCAGCUGGUGGGCGCGCGGCCAGUGACCUUCACAAACAGACCUUCAGUCGUGCAUGUGUGACCGAACAGCAGUCCAUGCCUGCAAGUGGACCUGGGCAAUGGAGGCUGUCACACCAGGUGUAGUGUCCCUGUGAUGAAACUCCUACUUACUGCUUGGAUUGUGUGCCAAGACAUGUCAGAUGUCAAAAAUGUGGUGUAUGUUUUUAAUUUUAUGGCUUUUAACAGUUUUACACAAAACAGCUUAUAAAUACAUACAGUAAAACUGUAAAAGCUAUAAAAUUGUAAGUAUUUUGAUUAUUUUACCUGUGUUAUAUACAUUUGAUGAAAGAUUUCCUUUUUAGCAAUUAAAAUUGUGAAUUCUUACAAAGAAUAUUUAAGGGGAAGGAAAAGCAACUUGAAACCAUCUUAGUCAUUGCAGAAACUAGAGAGAGCAUCAGAUUCUGCAAACAUACCCACAGUUUGGCAGGUGUGCGGUUUUUUUGUUUUUGUUUUUGUUUUUGUUUUUUUGACAGGCAGAGUGGAUAGUGAGAGAGAGAGAGAGAGAAAGGUCUUCCUUUUUGCCAUUGGUUCACCCUCUAAUGGCCACCGCUGCUGGCACGCUGCGGCCGGCGCACCAUGCUGAUCUGAAGCCAGGAGCCAGGUGCUUCUCCUGGUCUCCCAUGUGGAUGCAGGGCCCAAGCUCUUGGGCCAUCCUCCACUGCACUCCCGGGCCACAGCAGAGAGCUGGACUGGAAGAGGGGAAACCAGGACAGAAUCUGGCGCCUCGACUGGGACUAGAACCCGGUGUGCCGGCGCCACAGGUGGAGGAUUAGCCUAUUGAGCUGCAGCGCUGGCCUGGUUUUGGUGUUUAAAGAUUUAUUUAUUUAUUUGAAAGUCAGAGUUAGAGAGGAGGAGAUGCAGAGAGAGAGGUCUUCCAUCCACUGAUUCACUCCUCAAUUGGCUGCAAUGGCAGGAGCUGCACGGAUCUGGAGCCAGGAGCAUCCUCAGGGUCUCCCACACACAUGGGUACAGGGGCCCAAGGACUUGGGCCAUUUUCUACUGCUUUCCCAGGUCAUAGCAGAGAGCAGAAUUGGAAGUGAAGCAGCCGGGACUUGAACCAGCGGCCAUAUAGGAUGCCGCCACUGCAGGCGGCAGCUUUACUCACUAUGCCACAGUGCCCGCCCCUGUUUAUGCUUUUGAACGUAUGGGUAAGCACAUCAGCACAUUGCCAAUAGCUGUCUCCGUGUGCAACAUUAACAGGUGUUUUUAUUUUCUAUAUUUCCCAACUGUUCUAGAAUGAGUAUGACUGCUUUGGCUGGGCCAGGAAAAGGUCUCUGACAUGACAGAGAUGUUCCUAUAGAACCUUCUCCACAGAGGUGCACAUCACACACGGAGGCUGCGACCCAGGUUUUCACCCCAAGCGCUACACGCACAGGCUGUGUGGUGCACCGAGCCUGUUGCAUGGAGAGCACCUGGCCCCUGCGUGUACAGUGUUCAUUUCACUGGAGUUUGUGUGACAGGGAGGGAGAGUUAAGGAAAAAUGAUUUAUUUUAGAUAUUUAAGAUACACCUUUCAAAUAUGGUGUGUAUGUUUUUUAAUGGAACCUUAAGGAUCAUUUAAAUUUAAAAAUUUUUUAACUUAAACAUACACUGUGGUUUGGUUUUACAUUCUUUGAAGUUGUUGCUACUUCUUACCCAUAAAAUUGCUCUUAUUUAGAGGACUAUUGUCAUCUCUUAUUUUUCUAGAAUUUUCAUAAUGUCUCAUUGGGAAGUGUCCCAGAAAUUCUGAUGAAAGGUGCAUUAAAAUCAAAAUAUUGGUAAUUACUAGCAAGUAUAAUACUGCUUUGAAUUUAUAAUACUUUCACAUAAAGCCUAUAAAGUAAUGAAAAAAUAUUUAAAAUAUCCAAAUAUUUGAAUGUAUUUUCAUGCCCUGUAAAUGUUUUUAAUCAAUAAAAAUGAAA
Lepus europaeus (European hare) is the source of this 2580-nucleotide messenger RNA. RefSeq names its product peroxiredoxin like 2C (gene PRXL2C). Bases 22 to 702 code for a protein of 226 amino acids. The record is from RefSeq and is a predicted model, not a curated record. NCBI's taxonomy places the organism in Eukaryota, Metazoa, Chordata, Mammalia, Lagomorpha, Leporidae. The transcript is spliced from 6 exons.